AUGGCAGAAGCUGGAGAUGAUUACAAUUUCUAUUUUUAUUCCACCUGUAUAAAGGGAUCAAAGUGCCAAUUCCGUCACUGUGAAAAAGCUAUUGGCAGUGACACUGUGUGCUCAUUAUGGAGAGAGGGAAGAUGUUCCCAUCAACUUUGCAAAUUUAGACAUAUGGAAAUACAGCAGAAAUACAACAGCAUUUCAUGUUUCUGGGAAACUCAGCCUUUAGGCUGUGUGAGGAUCAGUUGUGUCUUCCACCACAGGAAACCUCGUAAUAUAAAUGGGCUUUUUUUGCCACCCAGUAGUGAUCCAACAUUGCAAAGGGAAGUUCAAGAAGGGAUUGUGCGUCCUGCCCUAAACCAAGAUUUCACAAAAUGUCAAGAAAACUUAUUAAGACCUAUUCAUCCACCACUGAUUAUUAUCAUCAAUCUUGAGGAUGAAGAAGAAGAAGAACAGGAGGAGAAAUAUGCAUCUUAUUUAUUGUCUAAGACUCCAGAAGAUAUAGAGGAAGAAAAGGCAAUAAAGGAGAUGUGUUAUAAAUCUGGAGAAUACUACAGAAUUCAGACUUCUCAGGAAAACAACUUAACAAAAAAUGUAUCUUCAGUGCUGGAGAAUGAAUUUUUGAAACCCAUGAAAACUGGCAGAGACUUACAAGAAGGUGAUGGUGUUGCAGUUCCAUCAAAGUUUAAUAUGAUAGAAAGACAAACAGAGAUAAUGGCAUCACUAGAUAAUAACUCUAGAUCCAAUGUUAGUGCCUUUGAAAAUGGAGGAGGUGAUUGUUAUUUACCACAGAGAAGUAUAUUUGUUGGAGGGAUACAAAGCAAAGUGUUCAGUGGAGAAAAAGGAUUUACCAUGCUGAAGUGUUCGAGCAUUAAAGCUACAAGCCAUGCUGAAAGGAUAAAGAAGCAUCAUUUUAAAGGAGUGAGGAAAAAGAAAUGGAUGUCUGAUGAACCUAAAAACCUAUCUGCUCCAUUAAUAGGAAAAGCAAUACAUACUUCAAACCCUAAAGGUAAAGGGAAUUGCCAUCAAAAUGAUCAAAGCAAGAAUGCUGAGAAUACUUCUUAUGUUCCUUCUCAGAGAACCAAUGGGAGAAGCAUUUCCUUGAGUUCUCCAAUGUCUGGAAGGUCACUGAAUCUUACCAAUGAUAAAGUAUGUGCCACCAAAGAGUCCAAGAUGAAUUUACCUACAGAGAGAUGCAUGUCAGCAUCUAAUUCCCCAGCUUGGAGAAAAAGAAGUCCACACACCAAAGUAUACACAAAAGUUGAAAAAAUGCAUUCAGAGCCCAGAAGAAAUGGAAGCAGAUGAAGAAGGAAGUUUGAAGGAGAGGGAAGAUAAAAGACAAGAAGUGAUAUAAUGCUCUUCGUAUAGUUCACCAUCAAAAGAAGAAAAAAUGCUAAUUCAAAGACCAUGGUUAUAUUAACCAAAGAGCCAAAUGUGAUAAGAAUAAAUUGCAGAACAUACAGAGCUACUAAUAAUAUACAUUUGAAAUAUGUAAAUGAGGCAUAUGUUUCUGAAUGGGUUGUUUUGCUUGAAAGUGUAACUGUUUCAAAUACUUAUUAGUACUAUGAAGUCUGGUUCUAAUCCCUUUAAACAAAACAUUUUUAGAACACCCUGUUCAAGCCAUUUCAGAAUAUACUAGUGGUAAUAUUUUAGAUAUGGUAAUUCUGAUCUCCUGUAUUUUGAAACAAAAGCUUACUUUCCCCUUUUCUGUGUGUUACAUUGGCCUGUUGUCAUACACUGAUGUCUGCACAAGCAGGUGUUCUUCUGCAUUCUGAGAGAACAGUGUACAAAUGCUCAAAGUAGCUCCCAAUAAUAACCGAGCUGUGGCAUUCUGCUUGGACUUAAGUCUGAGUUGGUUUUGUGGCAAGACCUAUGUAGAGUAGUCUAGACCAUUAGAGUAGUCUAGUCUUGAUGUUACCAUACCAUGGCAUGGAUCCAAGUGGCCAGAUCAGCCAAGUCAAGAUAGAGAGGGUUCAUCUCUUAGGCUAAACUAAAUUGGAAAAAAGCAUUUUUACAGCUGCAUUAAUUUGCUUUUCUAGCACUAAUGCUAGGUCCAUUAUAACUCCUAGGUUCUUAAUCAAGACAGCUGAAUUCCAUCAGAAGUGAGAACCACAAUGUUGUUCAAGGCCUCAAGCUUCCCAACCAGUGUUCCUUCUGUUUGAGUUCAUCUAAUUCUAACCUUAAUUCCCCUCCACCCAUUUUUUCAGAUUAGAUUCUGAAAGCAUCACAAAGAAAUGGAGUUGCCAAGCAUUCUGUUGGUGCAGAGCCCCUGUGCUUAAGAAAAUUGCAUGACAGUUAAACCAGUGCAGUUUUUGCCAUCAGUUCAUACUCAGGUUGGAUACUGCUGAGUAGAGGUGGGCAUGAUCCAAAAAAAAAAAUACCGAUCAAGCCGUUCGUGGAUCCAGGCUGCUGCCAAACCCAAGUCACUGAUUCUAACCGAUCAAGUCCCGUUUCCGAUCCGGAAUCACACACAAACACACACACACACACACACACACACACACAGAGCAGAGGAGGGGAGUUUUUUACCCAGCAACGAGCCGCCUUCCCUCAGGGAGGGGACAUUCACACCAGGGCCGGAUCUACGGUUGCUAGCGCCC
Molecule: messenger RNA, 2591 nt
Organism: Eublepharis macularius
Lineage: Eukaryota; Metazoa; Chordata; Lepidosauria; Squamata; Eublepharidae
Gene: ZC3H11D
Product: chromosome 9 C12orf50 homolog
Exons: 12
Coding region: 1-1296 (431 amino acids)
Source: RefSeq, a predicted model, not a curated record